This is a messenger RNA of Chenopodium quinoa (quinoa), 1040 nucleotides long. Its product is annotated as protein phosphatase inhibitor 2-like. Lineage: Eukaryota; Viridiplantae; Streptophyta; Magnoliopsida; Caryophyllales; Amaranthaceae. The transcript is spliced from 5 exons. Gene Ontology annotation, molecular function: protein phosphatase inhibitor activity. Gene Ontology annotation, biological process: regulation of signal transduction. The record is from RefSeq and is a predicted model, not a curated record. The coding region runs from base 236 to 754 and encodes 172 amino acids.
GGUCAACUCUAAAAAGUCUAGAGGAGUCGGUUCAGGCAAACGUAGAAAAUCAGAAAAAUAACACCAUUUUCUCUCUCUUCCUCCUCCUUACUCCUUACCCAACGAUCGAAUAUCCACUUUUUUUUUGUUAAUUAGCUUACGGGUUGCGAGAUUCAGAAGUUUGCUGCUUUUACAUGCUUUGAUCUGCAUUGCAUUGAUAUUUCAAGAAGAUUGAUAUUUUGGGCUCCGUCGAGUAAUGAAGAAUAGAGGACGUGUAAGGUGGGAUGAAGCUAAUUUGGGAGACAUUGAGAAAAAUAAACCUGUAAGGCAAAAGAUCACUGAGCCAAAGACGCCCUAUCACCCAAUGAUUGAAGAUGAUGGUUCUUUGUCCCCUAUCCGUAGUGCCUUUGAUGAGUGUAUUGAGGAGGCUGAACGUGCUGAAGCUAUACGUGAUGCUUUGAAUGAUGUUGCUUCUUCUAGUAGCAAGAGAUCUCAUCGACAUGGUGGCUGGACUUCGUCAGAGGAUGAGGGAGAUGCUAUGGAGCAGGAUGAUGAAGAUUCUGAUUCUGAGAGGAGUUUGAGUUUCAAAGAGCACAGGCGAGCCCAUUAUGACGAGUUUCUGAAAGUGAAGGAGCUUCGACGCAAGGGUUCUUUCGCUGAGGAAGAAUCUGAUGAGGAUGGAAACAUUGACAUCAAGAAUGACUCAUCGUCAUUGAGUCCUGCAGUUAAAGCCAUUGCCAUACACGAAGGCAAGCCUGGUGCAAAUGGUGUUUAGGAGCUGCAAGAAUUAGUCAAGUUAAUGCAGUUUUGUGGCUUGGUUAAAUAGUAUACUGUUGUUGAUGCAAUGGUGCUGUAUAUAGACCACUUGUAAUACCUCAGUUGUCGGAUAUAUGUUGCUAAGAAGGGAUGUUUCCUUUUUCUUCUAUGUACUGAUAGUCUGAUGCACAAAUUAUGACAGUCCAAUUUCCUAACUGUCAUUUGAUUCUAAUUUUGAUUUUGGUAUUAAUGUAAUGAAUACUAUUUUUGAUAUCUUCAAAAAAAAAAUUACACACUUCGUAUUA